GUGUCAGCGAGAGCGGUGCGCUUCGCGUGCGCUUGCCGUGCAGGUGCGUACCGUGCGCGCGGAUGCCACUAAUGCGUUUUGUCAACUGCCACGGCGUUGGUGUAUGCAUCCAGCGAUGUAGCGCCCGUAAGCGCUGCGUGUUCGGUGUAGAUGGAGCUUGUCACUUCUCGCAAACACUGCACACGACAGCUGCUGUUCGCCCUCGGCGUCGUUACGGUGCUCGUCAUCCUCUACGCCAGUCCACGCGAGCUGCGCAACGCAAUCGGAGGUGGUGCAUCCCGGGAUUCAGUGCGACAGAGUGCCGUGACAUCGUACCACAACAACAGCAGCAGCAGCAACAACAACAAUGCCAGCGCAUGGAAGUUUCCGAUCAGAGUGCUGGGACGCUUUCGACACGAGUCGAGAGCCAAUGCCACUAUCGACUUGGACUACUCCGACCAAAUGGUGCACGUGCUGCUCAUUUUCACGAACGUUCGCGAAGCGAGUAACAUGCGCGAGAAGCUGUCCAUCUGCCUAGGCUCUCUGAUCGCCCUGAGCAGCGUCCCGCUUCGAGUCUACAUCGUCACGGACGGCCCCAGCGCCGAUGUGGCCCGGCAGGUUCUCGCGGACGCCUCCGCCAAGGCCUCUUCGGAUGUGCUGGCGGAGCUUGUGCACGUGGAUGAUAUGCUGGCUCCUCUCCUGGACCUGAUGUCCUUCAUGCAGCCCCACUUCAGCUCCGCAGGUUACUACAGCAAGAAGCUCUUCUUCCUGUCUACAGGCGUACAUCGGCUGUUUCCUGCAGAGGUCCGUCACCUCAUCCUUCUGGAUGUUGAUCUCCAGCUGCGCUCAGACAUUGCUGUCCUGCAUCGCCACUUUGCCCUGUUUCCUCCGGGCACCAUCAUGGGGCUGGGGCACGAGCUUCAGCCCGUGUAUCGUCACGGUCUGCACAAAUAUCGGCAGGAGCACCCGGGUACCCAGUGCGGCGAGCCUCCGCCGCGUGGAAACCCCGGGUUCAACAGCGGCGUACUGCUCAUCGAUCUCGAGGCCGUUAGGAACUCGUCCACCUACAAGAAAUUCCUCAGUGCUGAGGGAGUCCAGUUUCUGGUCAAGAAAUACAGCUUUCGAGGCAACCUCGGAGACCAGGACUUCUACUCGCUCCUUGGCUGGGAGUGCCCCGAGCUGUUCUACGUGCUUCCGUGCACGUGGAAUAGACAGCUGUGCGAGUGGUGGCGGCAUCACGGCUACGCAGACGUUUUUGACGAGUACCACAGGUGCAACGGUACUGUUCACAUUUAUCACGGGAACUGCAACUCUUCCAUACCAUCGAUGAGAUGACAGUGGGAUGUCCCACUCCGUUGUUGGCAUGUGCGAAGUGUGCGAAGGUUUGAAAUGUGACACACACUUCCAGGUUAAUAAUUCAGUGUAAAAUUAAGCUCUUCUAAUUUCGCAGUCAUACUUCUGUAGUUCCAUGUAUGCCAACUGAGCCGCCCAAGACUGCGAGCAUGCAUCUUGUUUUGAAUACUCGCAACUACAUUUCACAGUCAUUGUGACCACAAUGGGCUAAGAGUUCCAGAGCAGUGGUGUCUGCAGACACUGAUAAACGUGCAAGCAUUACACAUUAU
This is a messenger RNA of Dermacentor andersoni, 1601 nucleotides long. Lineage: Eukaryota; Metazoa; Arthropoda; Arachnida; Ixodida; Ixodidae. The record is from RefSeq and is a predicted model, not a curated record.